AUGGAUAGCUCGACUGAAUGUCUAGCUUCUUCAUUUUUUUUUCUUCAAUUAGCAACCAUCGUUGACAAAGCAAACAAAGCAAAUCUGAGCCAAUCUUCAACAGAACUUAGCCUCCUGUCCAGUCUGCAAACUUUAAACCAGAACAAUAACUCCCUGGAAGGAGAAAUUCUAGCCAACCUCUCUCACUGCUCUAGCCUGACGUUCCUUGGUUUGGCUAACAACAACCUUGUAGGCAAAGUUCCCCGGGAGUUCAAUUUCCCGUCAAAGCUCAAGCAUCUCGUUAUUCAAAAGAACAAUUUAACAGGAGGGAUCCCUUCUUUCCUCAUGAACCUGACAGCUUUGGAGGUUAUAUCUGCAGCUCAAAAUGCUUUCAAUAGAAGUAUCCCAGAUGAAUUGGGUCACCUGAGAAACAUUAGUUAUUUUGCAUUGGGUGAGAAAAACCUAUCUGGUCGGAAUAGUUUGUUCGGAUCCCUCCCUUCAGAGGUUGGCAACCAAAAGAAUUUGGCCGAACUGGAUAUCUCUGAGAAUAAAUUGUCUGGUGACGUUCCAAGUACCCUUGGGAGCUGCACUAGUCAUCAAAACCUAUCCUUGGAGGGUAACUUGCUUCAAGAGUCUAUUCCUUCAUCAUUGAGCUCCUUAAGAGAGGAAAAGGAAAGUUGGUCCUACGGAUCAUUAUUGAGGUCAUUCAUGAAAGGUUCUUACAAAAUACUCCUUAAAGCAACUGAAGGGUUUUCUUCAGAAAAUUUGAUUGGUGUGGGUGGUUUUGCUUCUGUGUACAAGGGAAUCCUUGAUCAAGAUGGAUCAAUUGUCGCUGUCAAAGUAUUUAACCUAAAAUCUCGAGGAGCCUCAAAGAGUUUCUUGGCAGAGUGUGAAACCUUAAGAAAUAUUCGACAUAGGAAGCUCAUAAAGAUCAUAACUGCUUGCUCAACUAUUGAUUUUCAAGGUAAUGAUUUUAAAGCUCUAGUGUAUGAGUUCAUGCCAAAUGGGAGUCUCAAGAAGUGGCUGCAUUCAAGUCUAGAAACAGAUAAUAGAGAAGAGAAGCAACAAAGACUCAACCUUCUUCAAAGAAUAAACAUUACUAUAGAUGUGGCGUGUGCACUUGAUUAUCUUCAUCACCACUGUCAAACACUGAUCAUUCAUUGUGAUCUGAAGCCAAGAAAUGUUCUUCUUGACCAUGACAUGACAACCCAUGUUGGUGAUUUUGGUUUAGCUAGGUUUCACACCAAGCUCAGUAAUCCAAACCAUAACAAUUCUAUUGGAGUAAGGGGAACUAUUGGAUAA
Camellia sinensis is the source of this 1281-nucleotide messenger RNA. The record is from RefSeq and is a predicted model, not a curated record. NCBI's taxonomy places the organism in Eukaryota, Viridiplantae, Streptophyta, Magnoliopsida, Ericales, Theaceae.